Molecule: messenger RNA, 1212 nt
Organism: Closterium sp. NIES-65
Lineage: Eukaryota; Viridiplantae; Streptophyta; Zygnematophyceae; Desmidiales; Closteriaceae
Source: the annotation of a GenBank genome assembly
AUGUGUGUGUGCCGCCCAUCCCUGUGUGCGGCCAUGGCUGGCAGUGGGUACCGCAUGGGGGCGCGCAAGCUGGCAGCGGUGGGGUUUGGGCGCACAGACCUGCAGCACACGCGCGCUGUGGCCAACUGCAGCUGGCAGGCAUCAGACGCCGUGCUGCCGUGCACGGCCGCCAUCACCUACUCGCUCUCCGCCAACCCCGGGCACAACCAGGAGAUGCUCGUCACCGCGUCCUUUGACGCCCCUGUGCCCAACACCGGGGGGCACCUCACAGUCGCCAUCGACCAUCAGCCCUUUGUGCUGUACAGGGAGCGCCCCAGUGAGCACGAGGCGCUGGACCCGCCCACCACUGACCUGCCCGUGGAGGUGCUCGUGUGCGCGCUGCCGCCCGACCCCGCCCACCCCGUGCCGCUGCACUCCCUGCACGAGUUCCUCGAGUUCUACCGCCUCUCCGGGGCGGCACGGGUUGUCCUGUAUGACAACGGGGCGUGGCAGGAGGGCGGCAUGGCGGAGCAGGUGGCGGGGCAGGUGGAGCGAGGCGAGGUGGUGGUGGUGCCGUUCCAUGGCAGCCGCGACCACCAGCUGCACCGCCAGGGCAAGGGGUUGGCGGCGCAGGACUGUGCAUGGGGGGCGGGGUACACGGCACACUGGGUGGUGCCCGCGGAGCUCAACGAGUUCCUCUUCACCGGCUCUCAGCCCGCCGCCCUGCCCACCUUCCUGCGCACACACGGGGCGGCAGCGGUGGUGACGGUGGGAUCGCUGUGGUGGUCCAGCGCCAAGUGCUCACUGGACUUUGGAGCGGGCGAGCAGGGCGGGGGCAAGUUCUGGGUGGAGCGCAUGGUGUACCGCUGGCCGUGGCCCGUCUGCCACGACACCUCCGCCUUCCCCGACGCCAACCUCUGCCUCGGCGAGACCGGCUACCGCAAACCCAUCGUCGACCCCCGCAAGGUGGAGGCGCUGGGGGCGUUUGAGGCGCGGGCGGGGGGGGGCGAGGGCGGGGAGGUGGACGUGCGCACGGAGGAUGCGGUGUACAACCACGUGCAGGACCUCUUCUCCGCGCCCUCCUCCUCCUGGUGCCACGAGCUCUUCAAUGACGACCAGGGCCCCGAGUGGUGGGUGCGGGACACCUUCCUGCGCGACCACGCCCAGUCGCUCAGAGCAGGCCGCGUCUGUGACUUCGAUAAAGGCCAGUGCGAGCUGCUGUCGCAACAAUGA